GCAGUGGGAGUAAACUUUGUUUCAUCAUUUCUGAAAACCAAGACUAGGAACAGAAAAGUCAAAUGCUCAGUCUCACAGCUGCUUCUUAUGACUGGAGUCUUUCUGGAAAGGAGAAGACAACAUGGGAUCUACUUCCUCCACACCUAAAUCCAGAAUCAGCACAUUCUCCACGCCAGCCCCAGUGACCAGCUCUACACCCUAUUUCUUCAACCCCAAAAAGGAACACGUCAUCUUGGCCUUUUUUGCCGGGGUUCUGCUGACACUGCUCAUUGUGGCCCUUAUCUUCCUUGUUGUCAAGAGCUGCAGAAAAUGUUACUCCAGUGCCCAGACCCAGGACCCUCCCUCAGAGCCUCCCACUAAACUGUCAUCUAUAUCAAAGGAGUCACUCACGUAUGCCAGCAUGACUUUCAAGCCCUCAGAAGAAAACAGCAAUGGCUUGACUAGAAACUACUCCUCCGGCUUGGAGCCCACUGUUUAUUCUCAGAUUAAAGUGACAGACCCAGAUCUGCCUCUCCCAUGAGGCAGAAUAUAGGACCUCAGCUCAGCUCCUUCGACAAGUUGCUUUCUGGUUUUGUUUCAUAUGUUUGCUUUUGUUGUUUUCCACAAAUCUGGAACGGGACCACACUCUAUGUAAAGCUGCAGUUGGGGUGGUUUAGGCUUGAUCUAAUGCAAUUGUCAUCAGUCAUAAGAACCAGUGGUUAGUGACAUUCACUACCAGAGGAAAGGUGGCUGGUGCUUUCACUCCAUCUGGCGGUUGCAGCCCCUUGAGUGACGACAUCCCUCAACCUUUCCAAAGGGGGGAUAGAGCUCAAGAUAAAGAAAUGAACUGAUGAUAACCAGGGAGGAGCCAACCCUAAUGAACAGGUGAAGAUUUUCAAAUAAUGGCAGACCCUCCUCCAAGGCUGGUCCCUUCAUAUUCUCCAGAAAUUAAGACCAGAAUUCUAAGCCAACACAAAGUCUGUAUGGUAUAAAACACUACUAAAAUGUGUAUUUCUAUCUCCUUUGUAUGGCAUUCUCUGAGAUAUGUGUGACAAACUUUGUUUGAGAGCCAAAAGUAGAUAUUAAACAUGUUCAUUUAUUCCCC
Mus pahari (shrew mouse) is the source of this 1084-nucleotide messenger RNA. RefSeq names its product chromosome 4 C1orf162 homolog (gene C4H1orf162). The transcript is spliced from 6 exons. Lineage: Eukaryota; Metazoa; Chordata; Mammalia; Rodentia; Muridae. Bases 122 to 520 code for a protein of 132 amino acids. The record is from RefSeq and is a predicted model, not a curated record.